Meloidogyne enterolobii is the source of this 957-nucleotide messenger RNA. Lineage: Eukaryota; Metazoa; Nematoda; Chromadorea; Rhabditida; Meloidogynidae. The record is from the annotation of a GenBank genome assembly.
AUGCUUACAACAAAUAUUGAUGAGAAAAUAAACAUAAAAGAACAAAGAAUUUGUGUUGUUUGUGGGGAUGAAAGUGAUGGGUUACAUUUUGGUAAAUCUUCAUGUAGAGCUUGUGCUGCUUUUUUUAGACGAACUGUGAGUCAACGACUUAAAUAUAUUUGUAAACGAGAUGGUAAUUGCUCAAUUGAUAGAGGAGCAAGAAAUAUGUGCCGUUCAUGUCGGUAUGAAAAAUGUUUACGUGAAGGAAUGCUUACAUCUUCUGUUCAAAAUCAGUACGAACAAAUAAAUGAUAAUCAAAGGAAUUCUUUGCCUCUUCUCCCAUCUGAGAGUGGAAUUGGGAAUAAAAGAUUUGUUUCUGGUAUUGAACAACAAAAAUAUAAAGACAAUUUUAUUAACCACCAAUCUCCUCAAUAUACUCAUCUCCAUAGAAUGAUGGAAGGAUAUCAACAAUUUAAAUCAUUACGUAAAGCUGGUCAAGCAAUGAUUGGAGUUUUUUCUUUAUCUGCACUUUCUGGGGGUGAAUUACCGAGAAGUCAUAUUGAUACUUAUAUGAAGAUAUGUAAAAUAAAUAUAUCUAUUAUGCAAGAUAUUCUUGAACGUUUUUUCUAUCCAUUUAAUGAAGUUCCAGCAGCUGAUAAAUUAAAAUUAACUCAUUAUUAUGGACAAAUGUUUUGUAAUGCUGAACGGGCUUUUCAAACAUAUUUAAGGUUUGGGCCAGGUGAAGAUCUGCUUAUUAUGCCUGAUGGGGGUUAUGUCAGCUUAAGUGAAUUUCAUCUUUUUUUCAAAGAUAGUAAACAAGUAACCAGUGAACCUGAGCAAAUUGCAAGAGUAUUCCAUAAUGCAAUUCAAUAUUUAAUUGCCAAUGUUGUCCCACAUAUGCGUAAUCUUGCAAUGCAAGAGGAAGAAAUGGUUGCGUUAAUGGGAAUGUUUCUUUGGAAUGAUUGUCUGUAUUUUUAA